GUUGCAUGAUAAGUGUUGGUUGCUUUGUGUUACUAACCUUUUGCAUUUGGCAUGGGAGUACUAGGUGAGUCCCUUCCUGCUGUGUUAUUGGAGUAUCAUGCCCCUUGCACACACUCACUCUCAUUUUGCAUUAGGUCUGUGUCGGAGGUGAACCCGACCUCUAAGUCUGGAAUCCUUAUGAAUCUGGCUUGGAAGAGCAAUUCUUCCCGCUUUGAGGAGUAAGAUUGGUUCCCGUACAUUCCAUGCACUUUGUAUCUUCACUUUCAACCCCAUGCAUAAAAAAAAAAAAAAAAAGAAAGAAAAGAAGUUUAUGAUGGUUUCACAUGUCAUAUAUCCAUCUCAUUCAUUUCACAUUAAAUCUUCCAUAUGUCUUGAAAAUUUCACGUAUGUCCAUUGUAUUGCAUUUUCCAUCUCAUGCAUCAUAAAAUAUGUUUACAUGUUCAUCUUGUGGGGCAUUCUUCAUCAUACUCCUUUUAAAUCCCAUUUUUCAUCUCAUAUUUCACAAAAAUUUACAAAAAAAUGAAAUUCCACUCAUGUU
Messenger RNA from Rubroshorea leprosula, 538 nucleotides. Lineage: Eukaryota; Viridiplantae; Streptophyta; Magnoliopsida; Malvales; Dipterocarpaceae. The record is from the annotation of a GenBank genome assembly.